AUGGAUAGUCAUGAACCCACGUAUUCCACUCCGACCUCUAGUUUGCAUGAAUUCGGCCCUUGCGGAACCGCUCUACUAGAAGUUUGCUCAACCCCAGUGAAUAGCCCAGGUACCGUUUGUAGUAGUCGGGACGGUGUGAGUAUACAGGAUCAAAGUGACCAUGAUUCGGACUCCCAGCGGUUUGCUUCUGACUCAAUCGAGGCUUCCGUCCUCACGAGUCCCUCUGGCGAGCCCGCAGAUCGUGGCUCCUGGCAUUGGACACCUUUACACCAAAGCCUCACUAGUAAAUAUUCGGAGGAUCAGGCUUCCAGAGAGAAUAAUUUCGAUGAAAAGCUCGGUAGAGAGACCUGCAAUCAAGGUAGAUAUGAGAGUUUAGACUUCGUAGGCAUGAAGCAGCACUGUUCUGCCACGCUUCAUCUAACCUCAUCCCCAAAGUCAUUUCCGUUUGCUUCGCAUUCUCCGAUUAAGUCUGCUACUGACUCGUCGCCAUUGUACUCUUCGCCGUCUUCACCCUCAUUUCCCGAGAGUGACACCAUUAGCAGCCUAGGACUUUCUUCUCCUUCUAUCAGCGCUGCACCGUUCAGCCAAGAUCCAGCCUUCUCCAAGGCCGCUUUAUCCUUAACCUCUUCGGGACCUUCCGUCAGUUGCCUGCCAACCAUCAGUUCACCAACUCUCACUUCUACAAAUGCCAGUCCGACUACCUUAUCACUUGAUUCCACUUUUAGCAUAUCCGACUUCGGCAUCGACCUCGAGUCUCUACAGCUUUGCAGGUCUGUCUUUCAGGCCACGGAUCGCCAAAUCCAUAGUCCUGCCACAAAUCUUGGACGAUUUGCUCGCCAGCAUAUAUCCCUAGCCGUCCUGCCGCCGUCGGCCUCGUUGCCCCACAUCUCUCACCAGACGCCUGGUAGAAGUGGGAGCAAUUCCUGCAGAUCCCAUUCGUCUAUGAAUGCUGUAUUCAGACGAUUUCGGCAAAUUCGGAGGCCCUGCAAAUCUACCGACUUUGUCGGUUGUUGCAGGUGCAGACGGUGGGAUAGGCGGAGGUGUUUGAGUGGUAUUGCUUCGAUACACAGUAGGUAUGCUCUGAGGCAUUCCACAAAGUUCGACGAGAGGAGUGAUUUCCUGAGAAACGGGAAAACUCCUCGCGCUCUGAUUCGCUCACAAAAGCUUCGCAAUUGUGGCUUUAGAAAGACUCGUCCACUUUCUGAUCCUGUGGCACAAUUUCACCGAGGCUCUUAUGAUGAGGGAAAUCUAAAAUCUGGCAUACAUUCAGACAUACUUACCUCUCGUAAUUCACGUAAGUUUCCCGCUUUGCCGGCAAGACACCUCCUCUCGCACUUAACGUACAAAUCUAACUGCAACAGUAUUGUUCCCAUUUCUCCAAGCCAGUCAGAUGUAGACCUCGAUUCCGAGCUUGAGUCGGCCUUCAGGAGCAAUAACCUUGGCGAUACACACAAAUUCAUGUUUGAAAUAGAGAAGGAAUCAGAACUCAGUUUUUGUCAUGAUUCAAACUCUUUUUGCAUACAUAAUGACACCAAAUUGGAGUGUAACAUCUCGGAUAUAUCUAAAUCAAACUCUCACAUUUCCAACUUUGUUGCCUAUCCUCAAGGAACCUCACCAAGCGAGCUUCCGAAGAAACAAAUCUAUAAAGACUCCCUUCUCACGUCCCAAAGAGAUGAAGGUGAUGAUUCCUUCUUUUUUAGAAAUCGUCAAAAUUAUUUGGCAUCCAAAGUGGGAAAGUCAUAUUGCCUUGCAAAGCCCACAAUGACAGCUUUGCCUAUCUCUAAGAGUUGGCCUUAUUCUAUACCUUUUGGAGCACAGUCUUUGACUCACCUUUUGGCUUCCCCAGACUGCAAGCCGUUCUGCCUACACUACUCUGCUAAAUGUCAUUGCAUUUGCUCUUCGAAAUUCCCUCCUAUUCAUAAAACCGCCUCCGGUUUACGUCCGACUUCGUUCUUCAAUGAUAAAUCUUUAAGAGAUGAUGCAUGUAUGCCACACAGCCUCCCAGACCGACUUUUCCGGUCAAGAUCAGCUGAUGAUAUCAGCAUUGCUAAUGGCAAUACAAAAUUUAUGGGAAGCCGUUGGAUGCCUAAAGAUCUAAUAACAAAGGAUAAUGCUGCAUCUAUUUCUGAUCAGAUAAGUUUGGAUGACAUUGACAGCUCUACUCUUAGUUCAAGUUCGAGCAGCGCAUUUGUAAUGAUGGCCUUCAGCUCUCCAGAAAAUUCGUUGGGAAUGCCAGAAAUCGAACGCGCCUUAAGUCCAGGACGGUAUGUGAUCAUUGUUUGA
This is a messenger RNA of Protopolystoma xenopodis, 2283 nucleotides long. The record is from the annotation of a GenBank genome assembly. Lineage: Eukaryota; Metazoa; Platyhelminthes; Monogenea; Polystomatidea; Polystomatidae.